AUGGGGGACAUUGACGGCAAAUUAAGAGCUGUCAAUGAAAAAAUCAAAAAGGAGGUGCAAAUGCGGCAAGCCGCCGAGAGGGUCAAAAAUCAAACUACCAAUCCUCAGGUUGUAGCGCAGUGUGAACAAAACAUUGUUGACGCCGCAAGGAAUAUAGAUUAUUUACAAAAAGAAUUAGAAAGGCUGCAAAUAAGGCAACGUAAUAGUUUACAAUAUCCUUCACAACCUGGCCAACAACCCUAUCAACAGACGUCUCCUGGUGGAAAUUUUUCACCAAUAUCACCACAUCAUUCUUAUUCUUAUCCACAACCAAACCAACAACUUAAUUAUUCUAAUGUACCAGCACGAAAUCCUUCUUUAGACCAAAAUUAUGAUUCAUCGAUACCGCCUGUACGGAGGAGUGGAUUAUCUAAUUUGGACCUUAUUAAAUCGGACGCCCCUUUUGCCCGCCAAAAAAUAUCACUGAAACUUCACGAACUCGAAUUCAAACUUGAUGUUGAACGAAGACUUAAGGAAGGUUCGGAGAGAAUGAGUGAGGCGGUUCUUUCGCAAGAUCCAAAGAAUAAAAAAGGCAUCGCAGAUGUUCAGAUUCAAACAUUGGAGAGUAAAGAAAAGAUUUCUUUAUUAACAAGAUCGUUACAAAAAUAUAGAUCAUUAUAUAUUGUAGAUGAAGAAGAAGACGAUGAAAUUUUACCACGGCAGCGUCGUCCUGUGACAGGAAAACUUGAUAUUCGUGUACGUAGUGCACAGCAUUUGGCACAUGCCCCCAUGCGCACGUCAAAAUCUCCAGAAACCACUGUCGUCAUUAAAAUUGAUGGUUCGACAAAAGGCAAGACAAAGACCUCGCGUAACGAUCGUUGGAAUGAAGAUUUCGAAAUUCAUGUAGAAAAAGCUAGUGAAAUUGAAAUUACAUUAUAUGAUAAACCUCAUGAACAUCCGCAACCUAUUGGUCUCUUGUGGAUUAAAAUUUCUGAUAUUGCUGAAGAACUUAGGAAAAAAAGGAUUGAGGCUGAAAGUGGUCCGGGUUGGGUUACUGCUUCUAAUGCUCAAUUUGAAAUGCAAUCUUCACCCACUUCUGCUAUGAACAAUAAUAAUGGACCACCAUAUAGCAUACCUUAUUCUUCUGCUCAACCUCAACAAGGUGCUGGAACAGCUAUUCUACCAGAUGGUAUUGAAGCAUGGUUUGACGUUGAACCAGUUGGUCAAAUAUUAUUAAAAUUAAACUUUGUGAAAGAGACUGCGAACAAGCGUCCAGAUGCUGGUCUUGGCCGUCAAGGGGCUUUCCGUAAACGCAAGGGAGAAGUGCAUAAACAGAAUGGACAUAAUUUCAUUCAACAAAUAUUCUAUCAAAUCAUGAAGUGCGCUUAUUGUGAAGAAUUAUUUGUGAACGAAGGAUAUCAAUGUGAUGAUUGUAAAUUGACUUGUCACAAGAGAUGCUACACUAAAUUAGUGACGAAAUGUAUCACCAUGUCACACGCGGAAAUGGAUUCUGACUACAAACAACUCAAUCAUCGCAUUCCACACCGUUUCGAACCUAUAACUAGUAUUAUUGCAAAUUGGUGCUGUCAUUGUGGUUAUAUUCUACCGUUAGGCAAGAAAGGGGCGAAGAAAUGUACUGAUGCACAUAGUGGUUUCCGAGGUCAAAUGCCGGUAAUAACAUCCCCUAUUCCAGAAAGGCCUUCUGGCCAACAGUCUGCAGUUUCAGUGCCUCCCCCUAAAGAUAAACCUGAUUCCGUAAUUAGUGCGACACAGAAAGUUGGAUUGGAUGAUUUUAAUUUCCUUGCAGUCUUGGGUAAAGGAAAUUUUGGCAAGGUCAUGCUUGCAGAAGAAAAAUAUACCAAAAAUCUGUAUGCUAUAAAAGUGUUGAAAAAAGAAUUUAUAAUUGAAAAUGAUGAAGUUGAAAGUACACGUUCCGAAAAGCGUGUUUUCCAAGCAGCUAAUCGCGAACGUCAUCCCUUUCUACUUGGCUUGCACUCUUGUUUCCAGACAGAAACCCGCAUUUACUUUGUUAUGGAGUACGUUAGCGGUGGUGAUCUGAUGUUGCAUAUUCAAAGAGAGCAAUUCACUUAUCGACGUGCGCAGUUCUACGCGGCCGAAGUUCUACUUGCUUUAGAAUAUUUACAUAAACAAGGCAUUAUAUACCGUGAUCUUAAACUCGAUAACAUAUUACUCACUCUUGAUGGACACAUCAAAAUUGCAGAUUAUGGUCUUUGUAAAGAAAAUAUGGGGCAUGGUGAUACGACAAACACAUUUUGUGGAACACCAGAAUUUAUGGCGCCCGAGAUACUUCUGGAACAACGAUAUGGUCGUGCGGUCGACUGGUGGGCCUUUGGUGUUUUGAUAUAUGAAAUGCUUCUUGGACAAUCGCCUUUCCGUGGCGACGAUGAAGAUGAAAUAUUUGAUGCAAUUCUAGAAGAUGAAAUUCUUUAUCCAAUAAAUAUGUCUAGAGAUUCAGUAUCAAUAUUGCAGAAGUUACUUACCCGUGAUCCAGAACGACGUCUUGGUUCAGGGAAAAGUGAUGCAGAAGAAAUCAAGCGUCAUCCUUUCUUCAAGGGUGUAAAUUGGGAUGACAUGCUUGCUAAGAAAGUGCCGCCACCUUUUUAUCCUACAAUUGCAUCUCCCACUGAUACUUCCAAUUUUGAUGAAGAAUUCACGAAAGAAGAGCCGGUUCUUACUCCUGUUAAUAGUAAACUAACUAUGGAAAAUCAAGAAGAAUUCACUAACUUCUCAUAUGUGUCAGAUUGGGUUUAUAAUGGGCAAAAACAAUAA
Messenger RNA from Dentiscutata erythropus, 2769 nucleotides. The record is from the annotation of a GenBank genome assembly. NCBI's taxonomy places the organism in Eukaryota, Fungi, Glomeromycota, Glomeromycetes, Diversisporales, Gigasporaceae.